UGCAGAGACAAGGAUUACAACUCAAUCGCCGAAGUGUCGGGAGCUCUGCUUCGCUCACCAGUGCAAGAAACAGGACGCUAGUUAGGCGGGAGCCUACUUCGUCCUUGAACGUAACCUGACCUGAGUCGAUGCGCCUUUUGAGAGUUUGCACAUUUUUCUCAUGGAUCAGGUUCAAAGCAGCCUAAUCGGUUUGGUUGCGGGCAUCAACGGUGGAAUAGCAACAGUUUAUGUUGGCCAACCCCUAGAUACCAUUAAGGUCAAACUGCAGGCUUUUCCCGAAUCGUACAGCAGCGCUUUGAACUGUUUCAGAGUAACGUUAGCGAAAGAUGGCAUUGUUAGAGGUCUUUAUGCAGGCACAGCUCCAGCUUUAGCUGCCAAUAUAGCGGAGAAUUCCGUCUUGUUUUGCGCACUUCCUCUUUGUCAAAACUUGGUCCGAAUUGGGUUCUCUAAGCAUCCUAGUGAUAACCUAUCAGAUUUCCAACAUGCAUGCGCCGGGAGCCUGGCUGCAUUCUGGUCCAGCCUCGCUCUCUGUCCAACAGAACUGGUCAAGUGCAAAGUGCAAUCAUUGCGAGAAAUGACGGAGCUCGGGCGUGGCACCAUGCAUCCUUCCCAGAUGUGA
Messenger RNA from Dicrocoelium dendriticum, 619 nucleotides. Lineage: Eukaryota; Metazoa; Platyhelminthes; Trematoda; Plagiorchiida; Dicrocoeliidae. The record is from the annotation of a GenBank genome assembly.